Messenger RNA from Rhineura floridana, 8059 nucleotides. It is a transcript of the gene COL4A3, whose product is annotated as collagen type IV alpha 3 chain. The transcript is spliced from 52 exons. Gene Ontology annotation, cellular component: basement membrane; collagen trimer. NCBI's taxonomy places the organism in Eukaryota, Metazoa, Chordata, Lepidosauria, Squamata, Rhineuridae. The coding region runs from base 204 to 5240 and encodes 1678 amino acids. The record is from RefSeq and is a predicted model, not a curated record. Gene Ontology annotation, molecular function: extracellular matrix structural constituent.
GGGUGCAAACCGAGAAGACUCGGCGCGAAGGGAAAGUGGGCAGAGGAGGAGGAACAGGAGAUAUCCUGCCUAGGCAGUGAAUGAACAGUGACAGCGGGUCCGUCAGACACGGAGUGGUGGCCCGCGCGACCUCUGGCACUGGAAAGGUGGGGGAGAGGAAUUGAGAGAGAGCCAGAGCGGGGGGGAAAGGUGCGCCCCGAGGCAUGAAGCAACUCGCGCGCCCCAGCUCCUGGUGUCUCGCGCUGUUGUUGUUGGCUUCGCUGCUGAGCGCUUUGCGCGGGCAGGAGGACCGCCUCCGCAUUGGUGUUGCUGCAAAGAAUUGUGUCUGCAAGGGUAAAAGCCACUGCUAUUGUGAUGCGAUAAAAGGCAGUAAGGGCGAAAAAGGCUUUCCUGGAUUUCCUGGUCCACCAGGUCAGAUGGGUUUCCCUGGUCCAGAGGGCCCUCCUGGGCCACAAGGAUCCAAGGGUUUUCCAGGGCCAGCAGGCUUUGCUGUGCCUAAAGGUUCAAGGGGUAUGCCCGGAGUACCUGGUUAUUCAGGUCCCCCAGGUCUUCCAGGUGAACCAGGAAAUGCUGGUGCUUCAGGACGUCCAGGUAUACCAGGAUGCAAUGGGACAAAGGGUGACCAGGGAUUCCCAGGAUUCCCAGGGCAAGGAGGACUUCCAGGACCACCAGGUCCUAAAGGCCUCAAAGGAGAAAAAGGAUGUUCUGCAAAUGGAUAUGACCAGGGCUAUAGUUCCCAAGGUAAUCCUGGAUUGCCAGGAAUGCCUGGAUCCCAGGGUGAGCCUGGACCUCGAGGAUUACCAGGGCUGAUAGGGCCAGAAGGCCCUCCAGGCUUUCCAGGAGCACUAGGAAGACCAGGACUUCCAGGGCCCAAGGGUCUUAUGGGUGUUAAAGUAGUUGGUGCCAAAGGAUUAAAGGGGGACAAUGGACUAACGGGUCCACCUGGACCACCAGGAACAGUUAUUGUUACACUAACCGGAGCAGUUAAUACAACGGAACUGAAAGGAGAUAAAGGAGAUAUGGGUUCUCCAGGACCCUCUGGACGCCCAGGAGAAUCAGGUUUACCUGGUGAUAUUAAAAGUGAAAAAGGAGACCCAGGACAGCCAGGAUCUCAGGGUAGGACUGGAAAGGAUAGAACCCCUGGGCCACCUGGCUUACUGGGAGAAAAAGGAGAACAGGGUUUUGCAGGAUUGCCUGGAAAAGUUGGGCCCAAGGGGAGGAAAGGUGAAGUUGGCCGUGCAGGAAUUCAGGGUCCAACAGAAUAUUAUGAUGAAGUGUCAGGUGAAAAAGGAUAUCAGGGCUAUCCAGGAUUCCCAGGACACAAAGGCCAGCCCGGAGCACCCGGACCACAGGGUCCUUCGGGUGCCACUGGUAGGCCGGGUGUUUCAAGACUGGGUCCAAGAGGUCUACCAGGCUCUCCAGGCCUCAAAGGAAGUAAAGGAAUAAGAGGACAACCUGGCAUGAAUGCCAUUGCACUGCCAGGACGUCCUGGAUUGCCAGGAAGACCUGGCCCAGCAGGAUCACCAGGUCUUUCAGGACAACCAGGUAUAAUAACUUUUGAAAGAGGCCCACUAGGAAGCCCAGGAAGCCCAGGAUGCAUGGGAUCUCCAGGCCUUUCAGGAGAUAGUGGAGCAAAAGGUGAAGAAGCGGGCCCCUGCAACCAGUGCAGCUAUAUUAUGGGAGCACCUGGCCUUCCUGGUGUUCCUGGAGCACAGGGUCAACAAGGAGUUAAAGGUGCGGAAGGAAUAUUUGGCCCUAAAGGAUCCCAAGGAUCCCCUGGGCAGCAGGGGCCUCCUGGAGUUCAGGGACUUCCAGGUCUUCCAGGAAACCAAGGCCUUAAAGGAUCAAAAGGUGUACCAGAGUAUGUGCACCCAGAAAGCCCAAAAGGAGACAGAGGAGAACGAGGACUCAGAGGAACUUCAGGAGAAAAAGGUUCAGACGGGUUACCUGGGAAACAUGGAUUGAAAGGUUCAAGAGGUUCUGUGGGAGAACAGGGAUCUGAUGGUCCAAAAGGAGACAGAGGUACACCAGGAUCAGUUGGUAGCCCAGGUCUUCUUGGAGAAAUAGGGCUAUAUGGACCACCUGGAUAUGGACCACCAGGAGUGGAAGGGUCUAAAGGAUCUCAAGGAAGUCCUGGGUUGUCUGGGUUGCUUGGAGAAACUGGUCCUAAAGGUGAGCCAGGUAAAGUAAAUGCAAUUCCUGGACCUCCUGGACUUCGAGGGCCAGAUGGUAGACCCGGACCACAAGGAGGACGAGGUAGUGUUGGAUCCAGAGGACCACGUGGUGAUCCAGGCCCCCCAGGACCAGAAGGUGAUCCAGGCUUAUCAGAGAAUGGAUUUCCUGGUUAUCCUGGACUCAAGGGAGAUAAAGGAUCUAAAGGACUACCAGGUUGUCCAGGAAAAUCAGGGGAACCAGGCUUGCCUGGAAAACCUGGAAUCCCAGGAAAAAAGGGUGAACCAGGCCCAGUUAUUUCUGGACAACAAGGUAGGCUAGGUCCACCAGGAGGAGAGGGCAUGCCAGGUGAGAAGGGUGAAAGAGGACUCCCAGGUCUUCCGGGACUUCCAGGUCGCCAAGGUCAUGAUGGUGCUGAUGGACCAAGAGGAGAACCUGGGUUCCCUGGAGUUCCAGGAGAAAAGGGCAUUCCAGGAGAAAUGGGUGAUUGUCUUAUAGGCUUACCAGGAUCGCCAGGUCCAUGUGGAGUAAUAGGCCCACAAGGAAACAGAGGAGCACUAGGAGCCAAAGGAGAUCCAGGUAUUCCAGGAUUAGACAUCCCAGGGUUUCCAGGGCAAUUUGGGCUACCUGGAUUACCUGGCCCUCAAGGAGCUGAAGGAUUACCUGGCAUCAAGGGCCAUUCUGGCAGGCCAGGAGUACCAGGUGUAUUGGGUCCAAGAGGAGAACGAGGCUUGAUGGGCUCUGUAGGUGAUUCUGGGUUACCUGGCGUCUUUGGAAAUCCAGGUGUCCCUGGAAGUAGGGGUUCUCCUGGUUUUCCAGGACCAAAAGGAAGAAAAGGAACUUCAGCAGAAAAAGGUGAGCCAGGUAAUAAAGGUUCUCCUGGAACAUCAGAGUCCAAAGUGAGUUUUGGAGAUAAAGGAGAUAGAGGAACUAAAGGAUUUCCAGGAAGAACUGGACUCAAGGGAGGAAAAGGAGAGCAAGGUGUGCAAGGUUGCAUGGGUCCUACUGGGGUGCCAGGAACACCAGACCGACCAGGUUCCAAAGGCGAUAAAGGACUUCCAGGAAUUCCUGGGGGACGGGGAUUGCCAGGGGCACCAGGAGACAGAGGAGACAUGGGAGUGCCAGGUUCUAAAGGUGAACAAGGUUCUUCUGGUUUGCCUGGAUCACCAGGUAUACGAGGGCCACCUGGCUCACUUGGUAUUCCAGGGGAUAAAGGAGAACCAGCCUGUCCUGGAUCUGGAUCUCCUGGAAACCCAGGACCCAAGGGUGAUCCAGGCCCCCUGGGAGAAAGAGGAAGAAAAGGUGAAAGUGGAUCACCAGGCCGGCCAGGGCUUAUAGGAGAACCUGGACUAUCUGGAAACAGAGGGGGGAAUGGUUUACCAGGAAUUCCAGGACAGUCAGGACCUACAGGCAAUAAUGGUAUUAAAGGUGCUAAAGGAUUACCAGGACAAAAUGGCAUCAGAGGCUCUCCAGGUUCCAUUGGGUUACCUGGUGAUGAUGGACCAGUUGGUAAAAAGGGUACUCAAGGACAGGAUGGUGUUCCUGGACCUCAGGGAGAAAAGGGAGCACAAGGUUUCCCAGGGCAGCAGCUUCCUGGUCCGCAAGGCAUUUCUGGUCCUAAAGGUGUCAAAGGAGAUAUUGGAGUGCAUGGUUUUCCAGGGCCACAAGAUGUUAAGGGUCAUAUGGGGGAUCAGGGACCAAGUGGACCUCCAGGCUUACCUGGACAACCAGGGCUUCCAGGGCAACCAGGCAUAAGAAUUGUUGGCCAAAAAGGAAACACGGGCCCACCUGGACCAGAUGGAAAACCAGGUGUUCCUGGUAUCCCAGGACCUGCUGGACUCUCUACCUACAGUAUUAAAGGAAAUAAAGGUGUUCGAGGGACAGAUGGCUUACCAGGCACACCAGGAACUAGAGGUGAUGUUGGUCUGCCUGGGCCAGCAGGAAUUCAAGGUAUCCUCGGCUAUCAAGGUCCUAGAGGUGAACCUGGUUUUCCAGGAUUACCAGGCAUAAAAGGAGAAAAGGGUAAUGGAGGACCACCUGGGCCAACAGGAGUGCCAGGGCCUGGAGGGCCAAAGGGACCACCUGGUCAGAGUGGAGCAUCCGGGAAAGCUGUCUCUUUCCCAGGAAACCCAGGACCUGCUGGACCUCCAGGAAACCCAGGAAGCUCAGGAGAUCCAGGUCCCAGAGGACCACCUGGGCUGACAGGACCUCCAAGUAUAAAGGGCCAGCCAGGGCGUAUUGGGAUUCCAGGUAUACCUGGGCCACCUGGACUAAAAGGAGAUAAGGGAUUUCAAGGACAAAAAGGUUUGCCUGGAUUGCUUGGGUUUCCUGGUGUAAAGGGACUCGCUGGAUUUCCAGGAAGCUGCUUACUUGACCCAGCAAAAAGGGGCUUCAUCUUUUCUCGGCAUAGUCAGUCAGCAGAGAUUCCUUCAUGUCCAUCUGGGACAGCUCAAAUCUAUAGUGGUUAUUCUCUUCUCUUUGUACAAGGAAAUGAACAAGCACAUGGACAAGACCUUGGUACAGCUGGUAGCUGCCUUCAGAGAUUUACCACCAUGCCCUUUUUAUUAUGUAAUCCCAGUAAUGUUUGCAGAUUUGCUUCUCGCAAUGACUAUUCAUAUUGGCUGUCAACAGCAGAACCAAUGCCAGCAGAUAUGGCACCAAUUUCUGGAAAAGCUUUGGAGCCUUAUAUUAGCAGAUGCAUUGUCUGUGAAGGCCCUGCAAUGGUGAUAGCAGUCCACAGUCAAACAACUUCAGUUCCGCCAUGUCCUCAAGGAUGGCAGUCUGUCUGGAAAGGAUUUUCUUUUGUUAUGUAUACAGGUGCAGGCUCAGAAGCUUCUGGACAAGCGCUGGCAUCUCCAGGGUCAUGUUUAGAAAAAUUUCAUGCCAUUCCAUUUAUUGAAUGUCAUGGCCGAGGAACGUGCAAUUAUUAUUCAAAUUCCUACAGCUUCUGGUUGGCUUCACUAAAUCCAAGAAGAAUGUUCAGGAAACCAUCGCCACAGACUCUGAAAGCUGGAGAACUGGAAAAAAUCAUAAGUCGCUGUCAAGUCUGCAUGAGGACACCCAGCUAAACAAAAUUGUUACUCAAGAAUUAAACAACAGUUUUGUGGACUAAAUUAAACCAAACCAAAAAGAUUUUAUGAACUUGUAACGUGCCUUAACUAAAGCCAAACUACAUUUGCACAGUAAACUUGAAGAUACCGAUGCUGUACUAUAAUUAAAUUUGAAAUAGUGCAAUAUUUUCACUUGUUUCUAGUAAAAUGCAAAGCACUUUUUUAAAAAGUAAAUUGAAUUGGCAGUACUACAAGGUCAUCACCUUCUGAACUCUGCCUCUCCUAGGUGUGUGUCAAAUUUGAACUAGUGUGUCUGGAAGGGCUACAGCUGCUGUCUUGUGCCCUUGUGCUUUUCUAGCUGCAAAAUGGAAUAAACAGGGUAGCGCUGGUUUAUAUAUCACCAAAGCAGAUAUAAUUUAAGUUGAAACUCUGGCACAACAAGAAAUUAAGUAUAGCAAAACAACUAUGCAUGACAGUUUUGAAAUUUCACCAAAUUAAUGUUAAAAUCUCUAUGUGAUCCUUUGGCAGGAAGGGAGAAUUGUAACAUUUUAGUAUGGCAGGAAAGGAGAACUGUAACAUUUUAGUAUCACUACAAUAGCCGUGCUUCUUGACUUAUUGGUUAGUUGCCCUCUAAGUACAUGUUUGCAUAUUAUUGGAUCCUACUAACUUCAGCUGUUUGUUUGUUUUUGGCCAGUCUUACUAAACAAGUCCUGACAAUGGCAAAUCUUGAAAGAUGUGAUUUAUUACUUGCUGCCUAUGGAUUGGCUCCAAAUAAGCUAGUUAUACUUUAGUCCUAUUGCAAUAGAUGGGACAAGUUAAUCAUGACUACCUUAAAUUCUAUUGAUUUCAAUGGGACUCUGGCACCAGCUGAGACUACUGGAGCAAAAGUGACUGACGAGCUUGUAAAUGGCUACUCUCCUGGUAACCUGCAGCAAGUAGAAAUCAUCCUGAGGCAGCCAAGUUGAGAAGCUUUUCUGAACUGGAAGAGAAUUUGUUUUCCUUCAGCCUGUAGAUGUAACACAAAUUAUUAAUAUACUAUGUGUAGGAACUGCUAGUAAAAUCUGUUGAGGGCUUAUAACUUUGUAGACUUGUCCAAAAGGUUGGACGUAUGACAUCAGAAAUAUCUACCAAAAUUAGAUAGCAUCAACAGUAAGUACUGUUUGUAUGCAAUAAAUGCAAAACCCUUUCAUUUUUGUCUCUACUAUAAAGGUAUCAAGUAACAUAUACAUAUUUAAAGGGACAUAAAUGAUGGUCGAGAUAGCUGAAUGUAAUAAAAGUCCAUCCAGUAAAAUCCAAGCCUCGAAAAAGAGUAGCUUUUUACUAGUUUCAAAUGGUACUAUCUGGGAAUUUAUCUAGAACAUUUGGUUUAAAAUGGGUGGGGAACCACUGGACCACAAGGUCAUUAUCUCCAAACCAUGCCCACCUGCCUUGCACCUGACAUCGUAUGUGAUGUCAGGUUUAGGUCAGGUACAGACACUACUGACAAUGUGCAAUCAGGAGUUUGCUCCCAAUUGUGCAUUAGCAAGGGAAAGCAGGCUUCAGCUCUGCCGUCCACCUGCCAAUAGAGCCAAAGCCUGCUAGAUCAGCUGCAUGUGGUGCUCUGCAGUCUAGACUUCAGGACGUAAGUGUCCAAUCACCUGAUGUGACUGACACAUCGCUAGGGAUGGACAAGAAUUUCAAUUCAGUCCACAUUUCAAGCCAAAUUUAUAAAAUUUGCACUUUCCUAAACAAUAUGAGAACCAAAACACAGCCAUCCUUUGAAAUUUGCACUUGAUCUGAAUUUUUCAAUGCGGUUUUCCAACCAAUGUUUAUAUAAAUUCAUAUAUUGGAUGAAGUGUGCAGAAAAAUGAAUGUAUGAGUGAAAGUAACAUGCAAAAAUGCAUUAUAUGAUGAGAAAUAGCUUGAAAAAUGUGUACAUUAAUCAAAACUGCCUACAAAAAUGUAUUUAUUGAGAGAAACUUGCACUCAAAUGCUUAAGAAUUUUCAGGAAGAUUUACAAAAAUAGCAAAUUGCUGCUGAAAUGUGAAGAACUGAAUUUAAGACUGGAAAAAUGAGAAACUGAGAAAACAAAAAUUGACAGAUCUUUUCAUCCCUAAUCCCUGCCCACUCAUCAAAUCUGGCACUAAAAAGCUAGAGAAUUUUCAUGUGGGCUUUAAAAAAAUAUAUCUCAGAUUGCUGCAGCAUUGUGGAGAACUGAAUUUAAGACUGGAAAAAUGAGAAACUGAGACAAAUGAAAUUGACAGUUCUCUGCAUCCCUAAUCCCCACCCAAUUGUCAAAUUUCGCCGCAUAACCAAUAAGGUUCCCCAACUCUCGUUUAAAUGGACUGACUCUGCAAACAUAUACAUCUACUCAGAAGUCACACUGCGUUCAAACAGCUUUCAGUGCAAUCUUAUGUGUCUACUCAGAGGAAAUCCUUGCUGAAUUCAUUGGGAUUUAUUCCCAGCUAAAUGAGUAUAGGAGUGCAAAUUUAGGUAUGGCAUUCUGAUCCAGCAUAUUUCUGAUGAAAAUAUUCCUCUGGAUUUGUAAACUACCCAGCAUAUCCAAUUCCUGCUAAACUUGAUAGGGGCUAGACAGGUAUGCCCAACUAGGGCCACUAGUUGGAUGAGGGUCUUUAUUAUUAUAAUUUGUGUAUAAUAUAUGUAUAAAAGCAUAGCUCUGAAUGUUUUAUAUUUAUAACAUUGCACUUGACAAAAAUUGAAAAUAUUAAAGUUAACACUAAGGAUGCUCACUACUUUUUUACUUGCACAACUGUCAGCACUGCAAUAUCUAGCAAUAAUAAUUGUAUCUCAUUAAUCUGCAUACUUAUGUAAAUGAAUAAUUCUAAAUAAAGGAUUUA